CCGCCCACCACUACCACAGUCACGUACACGCCGCCACGUACACCUGCACGGCGUCUCCCGGGGCGUCUUGCUGGCCACGCCCAUGAUCGUCCGUGCUGUGGUGGUGGGAGAGUACGAGGUACAGGUGUACGACCAACUGGUAAUGUCAGGUAACACAGCUGUACUCAGGUGUGCUGUUCCUUCCUACGUCAGAGAAUACGUGACUGUCACCUCCUGGCUCCAUGACGACGCCUUCAACAUCUACCCGUCCCUCCACGGUGAUGGGAAGUACCACAUGACCAGUGACGGGGAGCUUCACGUGCUGGAGGUCAGUCCCCAGGAUGGUCUCCAGGUUCCAGUGCCGCACCCUACACCAGCUGACAGGUCUGACCCAGCUGUCUCGCACACCUGCCCGGAUCAUUAUUACAGAGGCUCAGGGAUCAGUGCCACCCCGGAUGCAUGAACGAGCUGGCCGUGUGGUGGCCCAGGCAGGUGACAGAGUGACCCUUCCUUGUGUGGCACAGGGCCAUCCACCCCCCCACUACACGUGGUACCGGGGGACGGAGCCAGUGACGGGCAGUACCGGGAUGUGGACGGUGGGCGGGUCCCUGGUACUGGGGCGAGUGGGCGUGGUGGACGCCGCCCAGUACACCUGUGUGGCCAACAACACUGCCGGGGAGACCAGGGUGUCCACACACCUGUUGGUCACCCUUCCUCUGUCUGUCCAGGUGACACCCCGGGAGGUACAGGUGGACGCGGGGGGGAGGCUGGAGCUGCGUUGUCACGUCUCAGGUGAACCUGUCGACACUGUCACCUGGUACAAGGAUGGCCAGGUGCUGAGGUCUGGGGGUCGUGUCAGGAUACGCCCACGAGAGUCUCUACACGUGGCGCCUCUCGACCCUUCCGACGCUGGCAUCUACCAGUGUGCCGCCACCUACGCCCACGACUACGCCCACGCUCACGCCUACGUCACCCUGGGAGGCGAUGAGAAUAUUGUACUUGAGAUCAAAGGAAAAGGGGGAUAUAUACGUUAUCUUGAGGUGAGUCUUAGGCCCCCCACACCCCUUACCAUUCUGGACCCUGACGGCUUCCCCAUCCCCCACCCCACCCUCACACCCCACAUUAACUGGACCCUGGACGGCUUCCCCGUCCCCCACUCCCACAGGUACGUUAAAGGGCAGUACGUGUCAGCACACGGUGACGUCAUCAGUCACGUCAACAUCAGCUCGGUGCACGUGACUGACGGAGGAACUUACACGUGCUCGGCGGAGAACAGCGCAGGCAGCGAGGUGCACCGUGCACGCCUCAACGUGUACGGCCCCCCUCACGUGCGCCCCAUGGGGCAGAUGUCAGCCGUGGCGGGGGAGACCUUCAUCGUCAGCUGCCCCGUGUCUGGCUACCCCAUCCAUAACAUAACCUGGAAGAAAGAUGGUGUCAGGCUGCCCACUAGUCACCGACAAAGGGUUCACGCCAACGGGACUCUUGUGGUGGAACAAGUGACUCGCACAACUGACGACGGCCUGUACUCCUGCACCGCCUCCACCAGGCAGGGCCUUACCGACACACAGGAUCUCUCCGUCCGUGUUAUGGUGGCCCCGGAUGUUCAGCCUUUCCACUUUGAGGACAAGUUAGAGGCUGGGGAGCGGGCGGGGGCGGCGUGUAUAGUGAGCAAGGGAGACCCGCCCAUCACCUUCACCUGGGAGAAGGACGGGCGGCCCAUCGAGGAGGUGGAGGGCGUCACUGUGUCCACCAUCAACCAGUUCUCUAACACUCUCAUGAUCAACCGCCUCACUGCUCUCCACACCGGCCAGUACACCUGCCGGGCCUCCAACCACUGGGCCGAGGCCACCCACUCCGCCGACCUCGCCGUCAAUGUGCCUCCCACUUGGGUGGUGGAGCCUACCAGUGCCAGCGUGGCUCUUGGAGGCAGCGUGGCACUCCACUGCCUGGCAAAGGGCUUCCCCAACCCCACCGUCGCCUGGCGCAAAGAGACAGUGUCAGGACAGUUCGUGGGCGUGGCCACAGGUGAGGGCGGGGUGGCCGGCUGGGACAACGGGACGCUGUCUGUGAGUCGCGCUGAGAGACGCCACGAAGGUCGCUUCUUGUGUGAGGCGAACAACGGUGUGGGUGCUGGCCUGUCCAAGGUGGUCACUCUCAGCGUUAACGAGCCGCCCUGGUUCGCCGUCAGGAGUCAGCGUCAACAGGUGAAGGUUGGAGGAACAGCGACACUCAGCUGUGAGGCGCACGGUGACGCCCCCCUGGCUCUGUCCUGGACCAGGGGCACAGCCCCCCUGCCUCCCCUGCCAAGGUAUGUCCCCCUAACGUUCCCCUGGACCAGGGGCGCCGCUCCCUGCCCUACUUUUAAUCAAUCUCAUGCUUGA
Molecule: messenger RNA, 2360 nt
Organism: Homarus americanus (American lobster)
Lineage: Eukaryota; Metazoa; Arthropoda; Malacostraca; Decapoda; Nephropidae
Product: Down syndrome cell adhesion molecule-like protein Dscam2
Exons: 15
Coding region: 321-2360 (679 amino acids)
Biological process (GO): homophilic cell-cell adhesion; dendrite self-avoidance; axon guidance
Cellular component (GO): plasma membrane; axon
Molecular function (GO): cell-cell adhesion mediator activity
Source: RefSeq, a predicted model, not a curated record